AUGCGCCGUAUCGAUGAUACUGUUCCUUGCCGGAUCAAGUAUAUCGCCGUUCAGCCCACUCCCGUCACACUCUCCGAUGGCUUCCCAACCAUAAUCAUCACUGCCAUCUCCAAUCUUGAAACCGUCAAACGAACCCGCCAUAGUAUCAGCGGCGCAAACGAACCACUAGACUCCAUCUCCGUCCAAGCCGACAGCCUCAUCCGCUCGCUUUUGCUAAUCAAGGAUACUUACUCCCUCCAAACCUUACGAGUAGGCGAGCAGAUCUACCAGAUCAUGGAUCUCGCCUCCCGUCUCGGCGCCUCGAUGCUAGUAAUUGCCGCAGACAGCAGCCGCCGGACCACAACUCCUCCUGGAGGGCUGGAGAUCACGCCAGAUGACUACGUCUAUGGACACUUGCAGACUAUGAAGGGUCAACUGCAGGAUGCAAGAGAUACGCUGUUUGAGCUGGGAAGGAUAGGGAAGGGUGGAGGGUCGAACAGUGGCGCGCCACUGUGGGGGUUGAGACCGGCAUCACUCGGGAGAGUUAGCACAAAUAUCAUGAUCCUAAGCACACGUACUGUUUGA
This is a messenger RNA of Neurospora tetrasperma FGSC 2508, 564 nucleotides long. RefSeq lists its product as uncharacterized. The transcript is spliced from 5 exons. The record is from RefSeq and is a predicted model, not a curated record. Lineage: Eukaryota; Fungi; Ascomycota; Sordariomycetes; Sordariales; Sordariaceae. The coding region runs from base 1 to 564 and encodes 187 amino acids.